This is a messenger RNA of Cuscuta campestris, 976 nucleotides long. NCBI's taxonomy places the organism in Eukaryota, Viridiplantae, Streptophyta, Magnoliopsida, Solanales, Convolvulaceae. The record is from the annotation of a GenBank genome assembly.
AUGGAAGCCAGGUACAACAAACUGAUUGAGAAAUCCGAAGAGACACACUGCUCCAAUCUCAAGGAGAUAAGAAAAUCAGUGGAUAAGACUCUAGAGAUCAUUUCUCUAUUGAGUAACACUGUGAGCAACACGAUGGAGACAUAUGCAUCUGACAGUUAUCUUCAACUCAAGGAGGUUAACAAAAUCAGAGAGCAAAUAGCAAAUGUCAUAGUUAGUCUACAAAAACAAAUGUCCAUUCUCCAAAUGGACAUCAGAGCAGCUCUAGCAGUGUCUUCAGCAAAUCAAGUAGUAACCAAAGACUACUUGAAGGUAAUCAUUGACAAUCAGAAGGAAGCACACAAACUAUUCAGAUUUCUUACCACAAAUUCUGGAAAUCGCAAGAUGGAAGUGGUUCUUCAACAACAUAGUCCAUCCUUGAUUCCAGAGCUCCCUAUUGCAGUCAAAGAAGGAGAAGUCUCUUAUAUUCCUACGCAUCUGAACUUGACUGAUCUAAUCCUUGACGCUCAGAGAAGUAAUCCGGAAAACUCAACACAUCACCUAUCCAGCUCAGGAUUGGAUGGAACAGAGGUUGUAGGAACAAUUGCUGCUCACUUCUCAAAUGAUAACCAAACAGAGGAGAGACGCAACAACAUAAGGCGCAUCAAAGAACUAUGUGGAAACAUGCAAGGCAUCAGGGAGAUUGCCGGAUCUUCAAAGCGCAAGAAGCAUUGAAGGUUUUCUUUUCAUCAAACCAGGGGGAAAGUAUGUGAAAACAUUACUUUGCUUUGAUGAAAACACCUUCUUGUUUAAACAUUGCUUGAUUAAACAUUGCUUUAAUAAUUCUCUUAAUUGUGCUUACUAUGCUUGAUUUUGCCUAUUUCAAGUAUGAUUUUGAGAUUUAUUCCUAGCGCAUACAUUCAGGGGGAAUGUAAUUCAGGGGGAACUUAACUAGUUUUUGGCUAACAAUUGAUUUUGGCAAUGAAUUAUUGAUGAGAUC